UAUAACUCUUCACUCUACACCUUUUCUUCUCACUUCUCUCAUAUCUCUCUUCUCUCUCUGCGAACACACGCUUAUAUGUAUACACAUAAAUCUCUUCCGUCUUUGUGUAAUAAGCUAGUUGACAUGGAAGGCGCCGAGGAAUUGGAGUUUGUGGGGCCGUCUGAUAACCAUGCCACCGUCACCCACAUCGCCAAGGGCAAGCGGACCAAGAGGCACAGGCCCUCCUCGCCCUGUGCGGUCGUCGCGGCCAUGACCUCCAGCUCAUCAAGCGUCUCCGGGGAACACCUCAGCGCCGGUGGAGAUUACGGCUCCAUUUCGUCCACCACCACUACUCACGACGAGAGCACUGAGGAAGAGGAAGACAUGGCUAACUGUUUAAUUCUCUUGGCUCAGAGCGGGGAUUCCCAUAAUCUUCAGCACCGACCUCAAUCUCAAGCCGCCAGAACAGAACCAGCAGGAGGCAGCCGGAGAUUCGCUGAGAUGGCCACCGUCACGGCCGGUGCCGCCAAAGUUGGUUUGUUUGUGUACGAGUGCAAAACGUGUAACCGAAGUUUUCCUUCGUUUCAAGCGUUGGGUGGGCACAGGGCCAGCCACAAAAAGCCUAAGAUGACGUUAGAAGAUAAGAAACCGCCACCGCAGCCGCAACUCAUCAACAGUUAUGAGAUCGAAGAAGGUCCAAUAAAAAGCGUCCCUCAAAUUUCUCUUCAACUAGGCAGUAACAUGAACGGGGUUUUGUCAAUCAACAAAGCGAAGAUUCACGAGUGUUCAAUAUGCGGCUCAGAAUUCACGUCCGGCCAGGCAUUGGGGGGCCACAUGAGGAGGCACAGGGCAUCCACAGCAGUGGGCGCGCCUCAGGCGGUGGAAGAGAAGCCAAAAGUGCUGGUGUUGGAUCUAAACCUGCCGGCGCCGGAAGAGGAUCAGAGGGAUUCCAAGUUCGAGUUUCCGGCGAAAGAAAAACCACUGGUGCUGUCUGCUCCGUCUCUGGUGGACUGCCAUUAUUAGGCCAGGGCGAAGAGAAAAACAAGUUAUAAUUAUUGUUAAUGGGGGAGAAGGAUGGAUGGAAUGUGAAUUAUUAGCGUUAAUUUUAAUUUUACAAAUAUUGGCAAGUAUGGAUUCUUUGGAUUAUAAUUAUAAUCAAUAAUAAUAAUUAUUCCCAUUUUGACAAUAA
Molecule: messenger RNA, 1168 nt
Organism: Neltuma alba
Lineage: Eukaryota; Viridiplantae; Streptophyta; Magnoliopsida; Fabales; Fabaceae
Product: zinc finger protein ZAT5
Exons: 2
Coding region: 76-1002 (308 amino acids)
Source: RefSeq, a predicted model, not a curated record